This is a messenger RNA of Homalodisca vitripennis (glassy-winged sharpshooter), 5675 nucleotides long. Its product is annotated as atrial natriuretic peptide receptor 1. Gene Ontology annotation, molecular function: guanylate cyclase activity; ATP binding; peptide receptor activity. Gene Ontology annotation, cellular component: membrane. The transcript has 23 exons. Lineage: Eukaryota; Metazoa; Arthropoda; Insecta; Hemiptera; Cicadellidae. The coding region runs from base 15 to 3341 and encodes 1108 amino acids. Gene Ontology annotation, biological process: cGMP biosynthetic process; intracellular signal transduction; receptor guanylyl cyclase signaling pathway. The record is from RefSeq and is a predicted model, not a curated record.
AGUCCGCGCGCGUCAUGCCCUCGCUCCUGACACCACUGCUGCUGCUGCUGAGUCUGGCACGGCACGCUGUUCUACUCAGCAGCGACAUGAGGUACUACAACGUGGGCGUGCUGAUGGCCUCCAGGCUGGACUCGCCCUUUGACCUGGAGCGAUGCGGACCCGCCAUCGACCUCGCGCUGGAGGAGAUCAAUGACAAGUUCCUCAGCGAGCACAGAGUACGGCUCCAGAAGGUGCAGGAAAGUUAUCCGUCGUGCUCCGGGGAUCGCGCGCCUGGUCUGGCCGCUGACAUGCACUUCCGUGACGAUGUGAUUGCCUUCAUCGGUCCUGCCUGCGCCUUCGCGCUGGAGCCCGUGGCACGUCUCGCCGCAUACUGGAACACUCCUAUCAUCACCGGUAUGGGCGACCAGCCUCCUUCAGAAGGAACUCUUUCGGUGACUUCCGGCAUCCUGGGACGUCUUCACAAGUUGAGAAACGGAAGUUCCCUAGUAGUGGUGAAGGAGGACACACUGACGCGGAUGUCAUACUGCCAGUGUCGUCUCAAGCUUGUCUUCUCCAGCAUCUUCAAGCAGUUCAGCUGGAACCACGUGGCACUUCUACUGGACCGUUCAGAUCUGUUCUCUCUAACUGUAGGAAAACACUUGGAGAUUGGACUGCGCAGAGCAGGAACUCUAAGUUUUGUGCGAGAACUGGAUGGAAACGAGGAAGACAACUGUCAGGCGUAUCUGAGAGAUGCCAGCAUGUACGCCAGAGUAGUGAUCCUGAGUGUGAGAGGGCUGCUGGUACGGAGGUGUAUGAUCGCCGCCCACCAUCUCGGCAUGACCCGCGGAGAUUGGACGUUCCUUGAUGUAGAAAUUGUUCAGGGCAGUUACUGGGGAGACCACGACUGGGAGGUUGGAGAUGAGAAUGACUCCAUCGCUAGGAAGGCUUACGAGGCCCUGCUCCGCGUGUCCUUGCUGGAACCAAAGAACAAGGACUUCAGCAAGUUCGUCCAGGAUGUAAAGCACAGGGCGAAGCUGCACUACAAUUAUACUUUUUCAGAAGGUGAAGAGGUAAACUUCUUUGUGGGUGCUUUUUACGACGGAGUUUUUCUGCUUGGAUUAGCGCUGAACGAGACUCUCACGGAAGGGCUUGACAUCAGAAAUGGAAGAGCCAUCACCAGGAAAAUGUGGGGAAAGAGCUUUCAAGGGAUAACCGGACACGUGAGGAUAGACGAGAACGGAGAACGAGACGCCGACUACUCGGUAUUAGACUUGGACCCAAUCACUGGCAAGUUUGAGGUGGUAGCUCACUACUAUGGGAUCAACCGCAAGUACAAACAAGUCGCCAAUAAGAGGAUACACUGGCCCGGGGGCAAGGAGGGACCCCCGCCUGACGUUCCUCCCUGUGGCUUCAUGGGCAACGAUCCCUCCUGCCUUGAGACGGGACAAAACAACGAUUUGCUGCUUUACGGGAUGAUAGCAAUUAGCAUCUUCCUCGGUUUCACAUUCGUGCUGGUGUUCUUUGCCAACAAACACAUGCGCCUUGCCGCCGACCUCAACAACAUGUCAUGGAAGGUGCGGCCCGAAGAAGUGCUUCUGGAGAUCGGAAAGCCCUUCUCCUCGAGGCUCGCCCUACAGCGGAACCUGGAGAUGUACGAGAAUGGUAUCAAUGGUCUGCAUGAGCGACUUACCGUGCGCCGCAGCUCUAUAGAGUCCAGCACCUCCCUGCUGCCAACCCAGAUGUUCACGACUAUCGGUAUCUAUAAGGGGUCUCGAGUUGCAAUUAAGAAGGUCAUCAAGAAGAAAGUAGAUAUCAACAAGAAACUCUUAUGGGAAAUUAAACAGGUAAGGGAUGUCACACACGAGAACACCGUCAGGUUUGUCGGUGCCUGUAUAGACUGCCCGAACGUACUGAUACUGACUGAAUACUGUCCCAAGGGCAGCCUCAAGGACGUUCUGGAAAACGAAGCAAUCCAGUUGGACUGGAACUUCAGAAUGUCGCUUAUACAUGACAUUGUUAAGGGAAUGGCAUUUCUUCAUGGCUGUGAAGUAGCAGUACACGGAAAACUACGCUCCUGCAACUGUCUCAUAGACGGCAGAUUUGUUCUCAAAAUCUCAGAUUUUGGCCUUCACACUUUGACAACCCCUUCAGAAGUUGUUAAAGACAAUGCUUUUUACAAUAAGCUGCUUUGGAUAGCUCCUGAGCUGCUGAAGGAGACCACAGUGCCUGGACAUCCCGCCUCACAGAAGGGGGAUGUCUAUAGCUUCUCUAUUAUAUUGGAGGAGAUCGUUGUGCGUGGAGGCCCUUAUGAGUUGGCUCGUCAAACUCUGUCCAUCCAAGAGAUCCUACAUAGAGUGGAGUCUUAUGCCACUCCUCCAUUUCGACCAGAUCUCAGCGACCGUGACUGUCCCGAUGAUCUGAUGGGUCUCAUGGAAAGAUGUUGGGCCGAUAACCCGGAUGAGAGGCCAUCAUUUGAGAUUGUAAGAGGCAUCAUUCGAAAAAUAAUGAAAGGUUACUGUGAAAACCUAAUGGACGACCUUCUGAGAAGAAUGGAACAGUAUGCCAACAACCUAGAGGCUCUUGUAGAGGAAAAGACUGACCAGCUAAGUCAAGAAAAAAGACGAUCAGAAGAACUGUUAUUUCAAGUGCUUCCUAGACCUGUGGCUCAACAGCUUAUGGCCGGAGAGAUGGUUCAGCCAGAGCAGUUUGAAUGUGUCACAGUCUACUUCAGUGAUAUUGUAGGGUUCACAGCUCUGUGUGCCCAAAGCACACCAAUGCAGGUGGUGACCCUCCUAAAUGAUUUGUACAGCACCUUUGACCGAGCAAUAGGAUUCUAUGAUGUUUACAAGGUUGAGACUAUUGGAGAUGCUUACAUGGUAGUGUCAGGUCUGCCUGAGCGCAAUGGAGACAACCACGCUCGGGAAAUAUCUCUUAUGGCUUUGUCAAUACUGGAUGCUCUUCAUUCCUUCAGCAUCCAACACAGGCCUGACUCCCAGCUCAAGGUCCGGAUUGGUAUACAUUCAGGUCCUGUGUGUGCUGGUGUGGUCGGCCAGAAAAUGCCACAUUACUGUCUGUUCGGAGAUACUGUCAACACUGCGUCAAGGAUGGAAUCGUCAGGACAACCUCUGCGUAUCCACGUGAGCGAGGCCACAAAGCAGAUUCUGGACAAGUUUGGUACGUUCCAGCUGGAGUUGCGAGGCGAGGUCGAACUCAAGGGGAAGGGACGAGUGGUGACCCACUGGCUUCUGGGAUGCUCCGAGCCUGACCCUCGGCCUCCAACCCCUCUUCCUUCCCACAGUGACAACGCCGACAACAACCCAUACCCUCUCAUUUUCCCUGAGCUCAGUGUCAACAUCAAGUAAAUUUUAUGUCCAACAACAUCCUUUGAGUGCCCUCUGUUGUGCCCAAUGCCAAAUAUUACUUAAUUUUUAAAUUUAUGAAACUAAAUUGUGCAGGCAAGUUAAUAGUAGUCAUUGAGUUCAAUAAUUUGAUCCAAAAAGUGAUUAAGACUUAUUACCUACAUGUGAAAUUGAAACUUGCCAUUUGGGUAAAUCCUACAACUAAAAAUGAUAGUCUUCGUAUAAACUCAAAAUAAUUAUAUAAAGAUGAAUAAAAUUAAUUUCAAUAAUAUUGAAUAAGAUUUUAUGAAAGCAAAAAAUACAUAUUUCUGUUAUGGAAAUGAUAUGUAACACAAGUAAUAUAAAUUACUUCCCCUAAAUGUAAUCUUAUCUUUUGAUUAAUUAGAUAUUUUACUUACUGGCACUCAAGGGAUUUUACAUUAACUGUAACGUUUGUGGAAAAUAAAUUAUGGCUAGAAUUAUUUAUCAUGAUGAAGAGCCAAAAUGUUACAAAUUAUUUUUACUUUACUGCUGCUGAAACUGAACUCAAUAUUGUAUAUUAGAGAACAAUACAUCUUCAUUAUACAUAAAUCCUCGCACAACGUUACCUCUACUAGUUUACUUAAUAUCAUUAAUAUGGAAGGUUUGCUACAUGUUAUAAUUGUUUACUUGGUCAUUACAAUCCUAUUUAUUGUAACUUAAUAGUAUUUAUUGUAUUUGAAAAAUUAAGGUAUAAUGAACCUAAGCAUUUGUAACUUAAAUGUUCUUUCUUGAUUGUACACAGAUUUUCCUUAGGGUAACCCAAGUUAAACAUACAUUUCAGGGUCGAUUCUUGGGGAGAAAAUAAAAAUGUUUUCUUUUGUAAACAUACUUAUAUUACUAAACAUGAACAAAAAUCUAAGAGUGUUUUGUAAGGGAUUAAUUAAUUUAAAAGAUUUGAAGAUCAGUUUUAACUUAAUAAAAAACACAUGCUUAAGAUUAGGAGACUUUUUGGGCAUUAAUAUAUUUUAAAACUAAUAAAAAUAUGUAGAGCCAAAAAACAAUAUGCUUCUUUUAUUUAUUGGAUGUUCCAUCCAAUGAUGGAAUAUUUCUUAAUUCUUUGUCAGAAACAUGAAAUAUUAACAAGACUCCAUCAAAAGUCACACACUUUGGCAAGAAGUUUACAACUUGUGCACAAAAAUAUAAAAUAUCUAAUGAGUAAUCCUGGAAUGACAGUCAUUCAGGAUAGAAAGAGAAGAGAAUCAAGAUUACCUCCUGUCGAGAUCCCAUGGAACAUGAAUCCGGGGGUCUGUGGGAUAUUAUUAGGUUCAAUUAUUGCAAUUUUGAAAAUGAUAGAGGCUAGCAAUGUGCAACAUGUAACAAUUGAAAUGGGCAAAGGGCAUAUUUCUCUGAGGUCUAAGCUAAACAUUUAUUAUUCAUAGUCAAUAAUGGAUCUGAAACAAAAAUACUUGGGUAAACUAACUUUUAUUUAGACCUCUAAACAUUAUCUUUCUCAGGUUAAAAUCAAUGAACCUGCCCAUUGCAAUUUAUAAAAAUAAAUUGGACAUUUGUUGAAACUGAUGAAGCUUGGUUUUAUAAUACAUUUUAGAAAAUGUCACAGGAAAAAACUCUAAGAAUCAAUCCUGAAAGUCUUUACAUGUUAACUUCAGGAUAAUUUGAAUGGCUUAAUUAUAAGAUAAAGAUAAAUGUAUUCAUUCUUAAGUCCAUUUCAUGCAAAGAAUGGAAUGAAAUGGGUUACCUAAACGCUAAACCACAUUUAGAUUAAUAAAAGUAGUUAACUAUAUCCAUAUAUUAGUAGAACAGUUAUGAAGAAUAUUUAAAGAAUGUUAUGAUGAAAGACAAUUAAUUAUGGGAUGGGAAGAUGGAGUAGUAAUCUUGGAGGUCUGGUAAAUAAUUAAAUAUUUUGGUGUACCCUCAACUUCUAUAGUUUAGAAAGUUACAAAUACCAAAAAUUGUUAUUGUAUAUACUUUAUACCAUGUUCUUUCAAUAUUGAAUGACACAUUUUUAGUCAAUAUAAUUUGAAUUUUAUUUAGUCGAAAGCAUGUUGUAUUUAUACAUUAAAUUUCUUGAUUUAUUAAGUUACAAUAUUUAUAAGCCUACUCACUAGAAAUGUACAGAUGGAAUCCCUAAAAUCUUGAUUACUGUACAACAUGACAAACCUAUCUGAAACUAAUCAAGGUGAAUUAAUCAAAAAUGAAAUGUUUGCUUAAAACAAAGUUUUGGUAAUUGAAAGCCUUAGAAUGCCACUAUUAAAAACCAAAGUGUCUUCUAUAUCUUUAUAGGCUUUUAUUAAUAGAUAAGUCAUAAGAAGAUGAUAGAACUGUAUUUUGGUUACCAAUAAACUCGGAGGAGUUGAA